Molecule: messenger RNA, 1236 nt
Organism: Rhodofomes roseus
Lineage: Eukaryota; Fungi; Basidiomycota; Agaricomycetes; Polyporales; Fomitopsidaceae
Exons: 2
Coding region: 60-1124 (354 amino acids)
Source: RefSeq, a predicted model, not a curated record
GGUUGAUUGAACAAUGAACAUGUAUGAAUUGUGCUUCGCCUGCCUUUUACUGAACUCACAUGUCCGAAGAUGCUGAUCAUGUUGCCCGCUCUGUCGACGAAGGAACUCUUACACGAGCUACCCCAGAGGUCGAGAACGUUGACGUGACGCGAGAUGAACGCCAUUGGUUCGAGGACGGAAAUAUCAUACUUGUAGCGUCCGGGUCCAGAAGAGGAUUUCGAGUCUAUCGCGGUCUGCUUACUCGCGCUUCGGAGGACUUUGUUGAUCUCCUCUCGAGCCCCCAACUGGAAGCCGCGGAGAUGCUGGACGAUUGUCCGGCCGUGUACCUCUCCGACGACGCGGAUGAGCUGAGCGAACUUUUGGGGGUCGUUUUUGAUGGUCCAAGGUACUUUGGGCACUGCGUUCCAGUGAAGUUCUCCACAGUCGCAGCCGUCAUUCACCUGGCCCAGAAGUACCGCAUGGAGGACCUCCGGUUUGGCGCGCUGGACAUUCUACGUCAACACUUGCAUGGUCACUUCGAGGCAUGGGUAGCUCCGGAGCGCGUUAGAGACCGUAUGCUGUUCGACAUAGAUCCCAUCGUCGCAGUGAACCUAGCAUAUCUCACGCGAGAUUCUGUUAUGCUGCCGACGGCCCUCUAUCUCUGUUGUCAAUUGCCGGUCCACAUUUUACUUCGGGGAAACAAUCAACCAGGCGAAACCUUGACCACGUUAGACAAGAUGGACUUAGAACGAUGCAUUGACGGGAAAGUUCGACUAGCGGCGGAGGUUGCAAACAUCCCUUGGACGAUCGCCACGACCGGCUUGGAUCUCAGUAGUUGCACGGCGAAGGGACGCUGCGCGAGCAGCCUCAGAGUAUGGGCCGGUAACUUGAUGAGCGUCGCGGAAGCCUCUUGCGAUGCACUCGCACCAUGUCCCCUCCUCGCGAAAGUAGACAUCGAACAGGCCAGAGCUGCUGCCCGCGGGGAGACUAUGUGUUGCGCCGCAUGCAAUGAUGCUCUGAGAGAGCGGGAGCUAAAGGAGCGUCGUCGGAUAUUCGAGAGGUUGACAUGGUACAUGGAUGUUCCAAGGGUAUUGGGGCGCUUAUCUUGUGAGUGUGUUUGGAUGCGGUCUCCCUCAAUACGUUAACUGAGGCUCCAUACACACAGAAAACCAGUGUGUAGCACGUUGCUGAGGCGGUGACGAUGCAGGUACAUGUUGUCGUAGGGACGAAACACGACGUUUGCACGACAACCAAUCA